This is a messenger RNA of Malurus melanocephalus (red-backed fairy wren), 2495 nucleotides long. It is a transcript of the gene XKR8, whose product is annotated as XK related 8. Gene Ontology annotation, biological process: phosphatidylserine exposure on apoptotic cell surface; apoptotic process involved in development; engulfment of apoptotic cell. The record is from RefSeq and is a predicted model, not a curated record. The transcript is spliced from 3 exons. NCBI's taxonomy places the organism in Eukaryota, Metazoa, Chordata, Aves, Passeriformes, Maluridae. Gene Ontology annotation, cellular component: plasma membrane. The coding region runs from base 50 to 1282 and encodes 410 amino acids.
CCGUGCCGGUGCCGCCACCGCCGGCUGCGGGCCCGCUCGUGGGGCCCCGAUGUCUCGGCGAGCCGCCCCGCCGCGCUUCGGCCCGCUGCAGCUGGUGCUGGCGGCGGCGGGGACGGUGGCGGCGGCGCUGGACCUGUGCAUGGACGGCUGGGUGGCGGCGGAGUACGCGCGGCGCGGGCAGCCGGGCUGGGCCGCGCUGUCGCUGUCGCUGCUGGCCGCCGCCUCGGCCGCCGCCCAGGCCUGCAGCUGGCUCUGGCUGCGCUCCGACCCGCCCGCGCUGCGCCCCGCCGUGCCCACGGCUCUGCUCGCCGCCCUGCACCUCCUACAGCUCGGCUUUUUCUUCAGGUGCAUCCRWGCUCUGAAGGUGGGCUGGAAGGUGUGCUGGGCAAAGGCAGAGGAGGAGGAUGAGCAGAGACACAUGGCCUUCCUCUCCCACGACAUCAGCAUGCUGCGUCUCUUCGAGACCUUCCUGGAGAACACCCCGCAGCUCACCCUGCUCCUCUACAUCAUCCUGCGGACAAACAAGGCUGAGCUCUCCCAGGGCCUGGGGAUCGGCACUGCUUUCCUGUGUGUGUCCUGGUCUCUSCUGGACUACCACCAGUCCCUGCGCUCCUUCCUUCAGGACAAGCACGAGYUGAGCUGGGGCUCCUCCAUCAUCUACUUCCUGUGGAACCUCUUCCUCAUCUGYCCCCGCAUCCUGGUGGUCGCCCUCUUUGCCCUGUUCUGGCCCUACGGYGUGGCUCUCCACUUCCUGCUCGUGUGGCUGGCCAUGUUCCUCUGGGUCAGCCUGCAGGGCACAGACUUCAUGGAAUCACCUGGGCCUGAGCAGCUCUACCGGGCCAUUGUGGCCGUGAUCCUCUACUUCAGCUGGUUCAACGUGGCACAGGGAAGGACGCUGUACCGCAGCAUCAUCUACCACGGCUUCAUCCUGGUGGACAGCACGCUGCUGGCCCUCACCUGGCUGCUGGACCAGGCUCCCUCUGAGCAGCACUYGUACCUGCUCCUGGUGCUCUCUGCUGCCCUGCCCUGCUACCUGCUGGGGCUGGGGCUGAGGCUUACCUACUACAAGUGGCUGCACCCCAACAUGCAGGUGCAGCAGGAAGGUGGCUAUGAUGAGGUGGAUGCCCRUGAAGAGAGGGAUGGGCUGGGGUUUCGCUCGUUCUUGGAACCAGAGCUUGUGAACAGGCGGAUGCAGUGGCUGGCCCAGACACAGUUCCCCCUGUCCCAGCCAGCACGGCAGCACUGCCUGAAUGGGGCUACUGCUGUGGAGUCUGCUGUGUGAGGGCAGGCCCUCUAAAGGGAUGUGAGGGGCAGGCAGACAUGUUAGUUGUGCCCCUGGUUCUGCCCCCGGGCUGUUGUUUUGGGCAGCUGGAGGGACCUGGCAGAAAYCAGGGGUGGUGUGGUAACACGCAGUGAGUCCCAUGGCACUCAGCAUGGCUCCCGUGGCUGUUCCUUCCUGCUUAAGGAAAGCCACAGUGUUUGUGGUGAGUCCAGCACACUGUGGCCAUAUGGCUGCACUGCUGUGUCAGUUUUUCUUGUUAUUUAUUACUAGUUUUUCCAAAAAAAAUCAAAUCAAGAGCACUGGUUUAUUUUCUCUCUGCCUCUCCUGUGCCUGCUGCUCCCAUUGCUGUGCAGGGAWAUGGGUGGUGAGGGAGAAAUUGUUUCCUCCAUGGUUCUGGUUAUCUGACCUUUCUGUUUCCAGCCAGGAUUUUCCUUGUGUUAGUUUUGGUGUUAAGGUCAAAGCUCACCUGUUAUCGCCGUGUUCAGGGAGGGAUGGGAAGGAGGCUUGUGCUGGGAGUGUGGCUGCAGGGUGGCUCAGGGUUUCUGGCUCCUUGUGGACACCCCAUGCUCCCUUGGSUGCCAUUCCCACCACCAGAGCCUGGGCAGUGCUCCCAAGGCCAGGCUGGAUUGGCCACAGCCAGUUUCUCAUCCAUAGAUGAUUGAUAGGGUCAGUAGUGAGGUUAGUGCUGUGCCAGCACCUGGGCACACACACCCACCACUUUCCCAGGCUUGGUGCCCAAACCCUGGCAGCUGUGRCACAUCCUGGCUGUCCACAGCAUGGACCUUUGUCCCCUUCCCCUCCAUCACAUCCUUSCCAGCAGGGAACCUCCACACUGGGAAAGGCAGCAGGAUGCAGGUGGAGSAGCAGCUGCAAUGCUGUUUCCCAGCUGCUCUUGUAAGAAGCUCAGCCCUGGCCACGGCCAGCAGCAUUGCAGCAGAGGAUGGGAGGGGGUGUUGCCUUGAAAAGAAAAUGGGAAGGGGAAGUUUGUGCAGGAAGCACCGUGUGCCUCCCCUGGGCAUCUGAGCAGAGCCCAGCAGCAGGUCCCUGCCCUGCUGGCUCCCCAGGAGCAGCUCUGGUGGCUGCAGUGACCUSUGGUCCCCUGAAUGCUCCUGGUGCAGCCAAGCCUGGCUGUCAUGGCGGCAGCAACUAACACAGGGCAGAGAAGAAGCUGAAGCACUGACUAUAGAAAAUAAAGACUUUAUUACUUUUUUUC